Messenger RNA from Physella acuta, 1273 nucleotides. Its product is annotated as U1 small nuclear ribonucleoprotein A. NCBI's taxonomy places the organism in Eukaryota, Metazoa, Mollusca, Gastropoda, Physidae. Gene Ontology annotation, molecular function: RNA binding. The record is from RefSeq and is a predicted model, not a curated record.
UUAGGCUAUUCUAGGUAGACCUAGAUCUAGUUUGAAUUAGGCAACGGAAGAAUACUGGGUUUGUAUACAUAAUAUCUCAAUUCGUAAGAGAUUCACAAUCAAGAAACAUCCGUGACCGCGCUACACAAUAGUGUUACAUUAUAAAGGAUAAUUUGAGGUUGCUUUGAGUCAUCAUGUCAAUUCACCCUAAUCACACAAUCUAUAUUAACAAUUUGAAUGAAAAGAUAAAGAAGGAUGAACUCAAAAAGUCUUUGUAUGCCAUAUUCUCACAAUUUGGACAAAUAUUGGAUAUUGUGGCUCUAAAGACCUUGAAAAUGAGAGGACAGGCUUUUGUAAUAUUUAAAGAAAUUAACAGUGCAGCAAAUGCUUUACGAUCAAUGCAAGGUUUUCCAUUUUAUGAUAAACCUAUGAGAAUCCAGUUUGCUAAAAAAGAUUCUGAAGUAAUUGCUAAGUUGAAGGGAACUUACGUUGAACAGCCCAAAAGAAGCAGAGAUAAACACGAAGAAGAAGGUGGUAAACGUAAAAAGAAAUCAAGGUCUCAGGGAGCCUCUGAUUCAAAUCAGAAUGCCACAUCUCAAGGUUCAUCAACACAAAUUGCCCCUAGACCACCACCUCAGUUGAACACCUCUGCUCCAAAUGCUCUUGCUUCUAUGCCUCAAAAUGCACCACCUGCAAUCAAUGCCAUUCCUGAGCAGCCUCCAAACCAGAUUUUGUUCAUCACUAACUUACCAGAAGAAACUACUGAGAUGAUGUUGUGUAUGCUUUUUAAUCAAUUCCCUGGAUUUAAAGAAGUUCGUCUUGUUCCUGGUCGUCACGAUAUUGCAUUUGUUGAAUUUGAAACAGAUGUUCAGGCUGGUGCUGCUAAAGAUGCUUUACAAAGUUUCAAGAUUACACCCACUAAUGCUAUGAAAAUCACAUUUGCUAAAAAAUAAAUCAGCUGUAUUUAGGGUGAGUUGGGCAGCAAUUACCAAGUUUUAUAAUGUCAGGUAAAAUUUUAAAAUGGAUCAAAUUGGCUGCCUAAAACAGCUGCUUCAGCAUUGCACACAGUCUUUACUUGCAAAUGUUUUAAAGUGAUUUUAUUUACUCCAACAUUUGCAUAAAGACAUUGCAUUGUAGCUGAUUUCAAGCAGCAUUGCACUAUUGGCAGACAUUAUUUUUAGUGCUCAGUUUGAUAAUUUUUUAUUUGUUCUGUAAUUAAAUUCUUAAAGACAUUUGUUUAUGAAGCAGAUGCUCUGCUGAUUAGUUAUUUGUACAUUAAAAACUUUGUAUUUUA